Anolis carolinensis (green anole) is the source of this 3529-nucleotide messenger RNA. RefSeq names its product DEP domain-containing mTOR-interacting protein. The record is from RefSeq and is a predicted model, not a curated record. Gene Ontology annotation, biological process: negative regulation of TORC2 signaling; intracellular signal transduction; negative regulation of TORC1 signaling. NCBI's taxonomy places the organism in Eukaryota, Metazoa, Chordata, Lepidosauria, Squamata, Anolidae. Gene Ontology annotation, molecular function: protein binding. The coding region runs from base 847 to 1815 and encodes 322 amino acids. The transcript is spliced from 10 exons.
CAGCAGCCGCUGCUUGGACUGGCUCUCCUAAUGAAGUGCUAAUAAGACGAUUCUGGCAGGAAGCUGCACUGGAUACAGAAAGGCAAAGCAAUUCCCAGAAAGCUGCCCAGGAGCUUCUGCCUUUGUUGCUAUUGAUGGGCUGGAAUGGACAGUCUCUGCAGCAUCCAAAAACAGAAAGCCACGGAGAGGCAUCACAGAGCUGAAGUCAUGAUUGCAGGCGAGCAACUCAGAUGUUGGAGUGCAACUCCCAGUAUUCUUCACCAAGUUUGUGGUGGCUGAUGGGACCUGUGAUCCAGCGACAUUAGGAGUGCCCCACAACAAACACUCCUAAUUGAAGAGGCGAGAGAAACCUGUCCAUUAUAAACAGUCAUUGAGUCCAAACACCUGGAUUGCUUUAUGUCACACUAGUCCUUUCUGAAGGAAUUCUCUUCCAAUGUUCACUUGCUUCUUACCAGAACUUGGAAGAAUUACUUUGUUGGAAAAUACUUUCCAGGGCUGUCCAUGCUGCUUUGAGGAUUCUUUGAGCUAUACACAAAAUGAAUUUGUUUUUCUACCUCUUUUUAAACUGAAGAUUGCACAUCAGUGCUGCCAAAGCAUUUCAGUGUUUUUUGUGUUGUCUGCCUGUGUUUUUUCAGAUCUGACAUGUUUCCAUUUUGAAAUGGAACAUUGACCCACAGCACAAUUAUAGCACCGGGCUCUCUAGGGCUUCGGCUGCAUGAUGGGAAGCUGAUAAAGGACAGGCGCUACCAUCUCCGCACAUAUCCCAAUUGCUUUGUGGCCAAGGAGCUCACUGAUUGGCUGAUCAAUCACAAGGAGGCACCAGAUCGAGAAACGGGCAUUCGGUUGAUGCAGAAGCUCAUGGACCAUAACAUUAUCCAUCAUGUUUGUGACGAACAUCUGGACUACAAGGAUGCCAAACUGCUGUAUCGCUUUCGAAAGGACGAUGGGACCUUCCCUCUCAAUAAGGAUGUCAAGGUGUUCAUGAGGGGUCAGAGCCUGUACGAGACGUUGAUCAAUGCAGAAGACACCUUCCUGAAGGUUAGAGAAGAGAAUGCUGUGAAAUAUCAAAGGACAUUCCUCAGUUGUGAAAUGGUUGACUGGCUGGUCCAAGAAGGGGAAGCAGCAAACCGGAAAGAGGCUGUAGAGCUCUGCCAAACCCUCCUCGAGCAUGGGAUCAUCCAGCAUGUUUCCGGCCGGCACCAGUUUUAUGACAGUGACCUCCUCUAUCAGUUUCGCAUCAAUUUCCGUCGAAGGAGGCGCCUCACAGAGCUGCUCAACGAGAACUCGCUCAGGGCAUCCUCAGACAGCCCUGACAGCCCCUUCUGCCUCCGCAAACUCAACCCCGAGCAGAACAGUUCUAGCUUCCUCUCAGUCCAGCCCAAUAAAGAAAUCAAACUAGUCUCUGCAGUCCGACGUAGUAGUGUCACCUCGCUUGCUGGUGGAGCCAAUGCCUACUUCAAUCUCUCUCCAAGUCUGGGUCUCCUGCCAGCUGUUGAAUGCAACCCCAAAUCUGUAUUAAAGAGACCCAUCACCAAUGAGGAGCUGCUGACCCCUGGGGCCCCGUAUGUCAAGAAAACGCUCACGAUUGUGGGAGAUGCAGUUGGUUGGGGAUUUGUGGUGCGUGGAGGACAACCCUGUCACAUCCAGGCUGUAGAUCCAGGAGGACCAGCAGCUGCUGCUGGCAUGAAGGUGUGCCAGUUUGUUUAUUCUGUGAACGGGAUAUAUGUUCUACACUUGGACUACCAAACCAUCAGUAGUCUCAUCAUGACAGGGCCUCGGACACUUGUAAUGGAAGUUAUGGAAGGCAUUGAAUAAGUGAAAAGAAUGGGCCAUUCCUUUUUGACACAUCUAUUUGUCUGAGACUGGAAACAUACUUUGUUACUCAUGGAUGAGAUCCAGGCCAAAGGCAAUCUGGUCCAGUAAGGUGGUUUCCCCAGUUCCUUCUUCUGAAAUAUAGCAUACAGCACCUGGUAUUUGUUGGCAGUCUCCCAUCCAAGUACUAACCAGGGCUGACCCUGCUUUGCUUCCAAGAACAGAUGGUCUCUGAUGCCUCUCGAGGCAUUUAAGCUCUACUGUGGUUGGUACAUGCUGCAUGGUGGUCAAUGACUCCAUCCUUAGUUUUCAGAUUUUGUAUGAUCCUGAACUGGAAACCCAGACUAGAUGCACAUCAUGGAGGAAUACAUAACAGUUUUAGACUUAGAACGAUCUCAUGUGUGAAGAGGGAAUGUGAGGAUAUCCUGGACCCAAGUCUUUUGCUUUCUAGGCCCUGCGGCAAAAAUUGUACAGCAUACCAAAUUAUAGUUUUCUUCAUAUAUUCAAAUGCUGUCCUCCCCAAGUUAUACUCCUCAAUGCCGUUCUCAUCUGCUGUCUUUAGUUAGAUCUGUCUGCGGCACAUUCAUGAAUAGACAAUUCCAUCUGGCAACCACAGCUCACAGCUCAUGACCCUUCCCUGACGCUUGGAGUUUGGGUCCUGCUGAAUUUUCAUGAAGGGGCUUUUCAGAGACUUGAAAGGAGCACUUGUUAAAAUUUCAUUCCUCAAAGAACCUUUGCUGGGUAAUCACUAGCCAUCGCUUCCUGUUUGGAGACGAUGGUGUAAUAGCCGCCCUACAGUGGCUGGAGGAGAAAGGAGGAUUUUCUAACUGCUUUUGGAAAGAUAUUUGUGUCCAAUUCACAAUCCCAAUACCUUGAAGACAGGCAACAGCAUAAACUGGAAAUGACACCUCGCCAACCAUCUCGCCGAAGGGACUACAACUCCCAGAAUUUUCCAGCCAGUUUGUUCCUAAAUAAUACAAACAGGCAAAUAUGAAUCCUGGUCUUGAGGUCUUUCCUUGCCUCCAGACAUUCUGUAAGAGGAAUGCCUUCCUUUUUAAAGGUUCCAUGUGUCAUGUUGCAAUUUGAAGUUGGGACCCUCAAAAGUUUUGAUGCUCAGGAAUAACCUAUAGAUACCUCCCUUGCCUUCAGAAGUCCAAAAAAGAACAAGAGCUAAGCAACAUGUUCCUACUAUCUGAUAGAUCCAAAGGAAGGCACAGCCAAGUCCCCAGCAACAGAUUAAAGAUAAGAAUGCAGUAUGUGUUGGGAGCAUUUCAAUCCCACACACAAUAUGUUGGAUUGUUGUUAAAAAAAUUCAGACCCAUCAUUAUGAAAUAACCAUCCAUUGUUCAAGCAAGGACAUCUUCCACUAUGCCGGCCAAUAUCAAUCCCUAAAGUCAUCCUUUCACAUUUAAUGAGCUCACACAGGCAGAAAGGUGGAUGGUGGACAGAUAUAGAAGACAGACUCAAGAAUGAAAAGCUUUAAGUUUCCCACCAUACUGUACACCAAUCACAAACUAUAAACCUUACAACAAUGAAUGUAUUUUUAAACCAAUAAGAUUGAGGAAUCAUAAUUUGUACCAAUCACAGCAAUAACUAUUCUUUCAAAUGUCUAUAAAAUGUCCAUAUCUGUAACUGAGAAGUAUGUCAGUUUUAGAAAUUUCCCGCUGACAUCCUUGUUUGACUAAUGGAGAAAUAAACAAUCUGCCUCUGCCCUUGA